AUGGACAACUUCUUCACCAAGCGACCGUUACACCACAGUGAGAAGAUCCUCGAGCAGGUGCUGGAGUGGAGUUCUUUAGAUUUCCCUAGUUCUGCUUUUCUUGUUAUAAAGAAAUUCACAGGGUCCAAAAGAGUGGCAGACAAGAAAGCGGAUCAGAAGCAGUUUAUAAAAGGAGACUUUCUGAAGUUCAACGACGGAUCCUCCAAACUGCUGUCGGGGCACAAAUUCCAGGACAAAUAUGUUGUACUACGUGCCGAGAAUCUGCUGCUCUACAGAGAUAUCAAAGGCACUAAAGCAGAGAAAGUAAUCCAACUCAACUCUCUGAAUUGUUACCUGGGCCUGAAGAAAAAGCUCAAACCUCCAACCAGCUGGGGCUUCACUGUCUACACUGAUAAACAACAAUGGCAUUUCUGCUGCGAGACGAGGGAGGCACAGGUCAGCUGGGUGACGGACAUCAUCAGGAUGAAGUACGGUUCUGACCUGUGGCCAAUGACUACGAGUAACUCUAAAGAAGCUGCAGAUCCCAAAUACGCCAGAAGGGGAGAUGUGACUGAAGCCCGCAAUGUUCAAAAACACAACACCAGCAAACAGCCGGCAGCCAAGAGGUUCUCUCUUGUCGAGAGCACCCUAAAGCCGUUAAAGGACGCCAAGACCAACACCAGACCCAGCUACCCGAAGCCCAACGACGCGUUCAAGGCCCCAGAAGUCCCGUACCGAAGAACUUCAGUGGAUGCUGGCCAGGCGCAUUGCCCUGCCCCCCCCUCCUCAUCCAGACACCUGCAGCCCAUGGCUCUGCCUCUCCCCUCCCAGAGUGGCUUCAAGUCCCUCGGCAGGAGACCUGUUGUAGGGGCGGAGAGCAUGAUGCCGCCUAAUUUUCUAAAUGAACUCAACUCGGUGCUGACUAGCAAGACCAGUCGCAGUGCCAAGAGCAAUGACUGACACAGAAGAGAGGUAAGAGGAACAUUACAGGGUGUUUCAAGGAAAUAGGUGGAGUUUGAAACGAUGCAGAUGGAGCCAAAGUAUGGUGCUUAAGGUAGGGGGGGAUGGCUCCAACUGGGAUGUAUUAAGGGAUGUCGGUGCAGGUGCGAAAGACAUUGGAGGUCAUGCCGACCUCAGCUGGACACGACGCUGACCCAAGCACUACAAAGCGUGAUUUAUAUGCCGUUCUUCUUAAACAAGAACAUGUUGCAAAAAUAUGUCCGGCUGUCAAACCUUAGAAGUUUCCAGAACUCAUACCAAAGUGCUUGCUUCAUGCUUUUACUUUGACAUGCUGUUUUUUUACUACAUCUGACAAGUAUUAUGUUUUUUUUAUAAUCCUCAUACAGUGAUCUUUAGCUUGUUACUUAUUUUUGGCUAUUUUGUUUCUAGCACUUGCUACAAAAGCUACAGUAUAUCAAGGAGUUGCACACACAAACAAAUGGUCUUACUUUGUAUAGGAAGGCAAAGGAAAUAAUGCAUUCAAAUGUAAAAAGAGAGCUGAUAGCAAUGAGAUGCAAUAAUAGCUGAUAUAGGAGGGCAAUAUCACACGUUAUUAUUUAUUUGUAAUUAUUAUUUAAAUAUGUUUCAUAACAGUUCAAAGUAACCCACAGCUUUUUGAUUUCAUUUUUCUACGUAGCAUCGUUUCUUUUAAGCAUUUUAUUGUGUUUUGCUCAAUUUUAGCAAAUGUGAUUUAAAUGUACACUAUACAUAUGACAAUAAACAAUGCUUUCACUUGC
Molecule: messenger RNA, 1715 nt
Organism: Notothenia coriiceps (black rockcod)
Lineage: Eukaryota; Metazoa; Chordata; Actinopteri; Perciformes; Nototheniidae
Product: arf-GAP with Rho-GAP domain, ANK repeat and PH domain-containing protein 2-like
Exons: 8
Coding region: 1-939 (312 amino acids)
Cellular component (GO): cytoplasm
Molecular function (GO): GTPase activator activity; phosphatidylinositol-3,4,5-trisphosphate binding
Source: RefSeq, a predicted model, not a curated record